AUGCCUGUGAACGGUUCCGAGGACCAGGUCCCCUCCUCUUUCUCCAGCCCGGUCAGUGCUGCCCUCACACCGGGGGGGACGGAGGAGGAUGGAGCUACAGGAGGCUCUGCAGUCUGCAAGGGCUCUGAGGCACCUGCAGCCUACCCUGUCACCACUGGACCAGGCGAGGGCAACAGUGGCAAGAGGUCUGGGGGCCUGCUGCAGAUCAACCGACAGCGCAUCCAGGCUGCAUCGGCCAGCUCUGGAGCUGACGAGCUUCAGGGCCUCGGAGUAGCUGUCUAUGACCAGGAUGUCCUCGAGCAGGGGGUCCUGCAGCAAGUCGACGAGGCAAUCCAGGAGGCCAGUCAGGCUGCUGCUAAAGUUGAGGCUGAGAAAGAGUACCACUCUGUCCUGGAUGACGUCAGAUCUGUUACCCAAUCACUGAAACAUAUCCAGAAGAUUAUUGAGCAGAUGUCUCCAUAUGCAGUCUCCAGUAAGGAUAUCAGUAGGAAGAUUGAAUCUGUCAAACGGCAAAAAGAAAACAAGGAAAAGCACUUGAAAAAGCUCAGAGCCAAACAGAAGCGACUUCAGGCCAUUCUGGGCGGAGAGCACUCCGAAAGAGUGGAAUUGGAGCUUCUGGCAGAGGAUGGCGAAGAGGAAGAUGAAGCUGGGCCCUCCACGCUGGGCAGCAUGCUCAUGCCAGCACAGGAGACUGAAUUCGAGGAACUUAUUCGGAAAGGUCACAUGACUCCUUUUGGAACUCGCAUCCCUCAGAAGGAGGUAAAGAAGGAACCUCGAAAAGUGAUGCUUGCUGAGAAUUCAGCCUUUGACCAGUACUUGGCCGACCAGGCUAAACUGGCCACUGAACGGAAGCGAGUCCCCAUUCUAAAGAAGAGACGGAGCUCAGGGCUUAGCCACGAUGAGGAUGCUACGGGAAAAGUUAACAGAAAAGGUUCAACUUCCAAGGAUAAAAAACUGAAAAAGCGCAUGCGAAAGCUUCAGAUAACUGCACUAAAGGCUCAUCCUAAGGCUCGUCCUAAGGCCGAGCCUCAGGCCCCUAAAACGAAAAAGAGACGCCACACUGAGGGAGAGGGAUCAGACAGCGAGGGAUCAGAGUACCUGCCCAGUGACGCAGGCAUCGACCCUGACCAGGAGGAAAGAGAAGCUAUGGAGGAGGGCUUUGGGGAGGAUGACGAUGAGGAAGGAUACAAGUUAAAACCAUACAACAAAAAAACUAUAGGGAAAGGGAGAAAGAAGGUAAAGGAGGAGAGUGAGGAUGAGUACUGCCCUGAGAGCUCAGAUGAAGAGGACUCUGGGAAGGAUAAAGCGAAAAAAUUCAAAGAUGAUGGAGAUGUGGAAUACUACAGACAGCGAAUAAGGAGAUGGAAACGGCAGCGACUUCAGGAGAGGGAGGAGAAGAGGGAAAGGGGUGAGGAGCUCACAGAUGACAGUGAUGCAGAGUUUGAUGAAGGCUUCAAAGUGCCUGGUUUCCUCUGGAAGAAACUCUACAAGUACCAGCAGACGGGGGUGCGGUGGAUGUGGGAACUCCACUGUCAGCAGGCGGGUGGCAUCCUGGGCGAUGAGAUGGGCUUGGGUAAAACCAUCCAGGUCAUCAGCUUCCUGGCCGGACUGAGCUACAGCAAACUGAGGACCAGAGGAUCCAACUACAGAUAUGUUGGUCUGGGUCCUACAGUUAUUGUGUGCCCAGCUACAGUCAUGCACCAGUGGGUCAAGGAGUUUCACACCUGGUGGCCUCCAUUUAGAGUUGCCGUUCUACACGAAACUGGCUCUUUUACCAGCAACAAGGAAAAGCUCAUUCCAGAGAUUGCCUCAUGUCACGGUAUACUGAUAACCUCGUAUUCAGCUGUGAGGAAUAUGCAGGACACCUUGCAGCGAUACGACUGGCACUACAUCAUACUAGAUGAAGGCCACAAGAUCAGGAAUCCAAACGCUAGAGUCACCAUUGCCACCAAGCAGUUUCGUACUCCCCACAGGUUCAUCCUGUCUGGCUCUCCAAUGCAGAACAAUUUGAAGGAGCUGUGGUCUCUGUUUGACUUUGUCUUCCCUGGCAAAUUGGGGACAUUGCAAGUGUUCAUGGAGCAGUUCUCUGUGCCGAUUACCAUGGGGGGAUACAGCAAUGCGUCACCUGUACAGGUCCAGACGGCGUUUAAGUGCGCAUGCGUGUUGAGGGACACAAUAAAUCCUUACCUGCUCAGAAGAAUGAAGGCAGACGUCAAGGCCAACCUCUCCUUACCUGACAAAAAUGAACAGGUUCUGUUUUGCAGGUUAACAGAGGAACAGCGUCAGGUGUAUCAGAGCUUCUUAGAUUCCAAAGAGGUCUACCAGAUACUUAACGGUGAUAUGCAGGUUUUCUCAGGCCUCAUAGCUCUUCGGAAAAUAUGCAACCACCCAGACCUUUUCUCCGGUGGCCCUCGGAUGCUGAGGGGAAUCCCCGAGGACCAGCUCACCGAGGAGGAACACUUUGGUUUUUGGAAACGCUCAGGGAAGCUGAUGGUGGUGGAGUCACUGCUGCGUCUCUGGUUCAAACAGAGCCACAGAGUCCUGCUCUUCACUCAGUCCAGACAGAUGCUGGACAUCUUGGAGGUGUUUGUGAGGCAGAAUAACUACUCUUACCUGAAAAUGGACGGCACCACCACAAUAGCAUCCCGACAGCCGCUCAUCACUCGCUACAAUGAGGACAAAUCCAUUUUUAUCUUCUUGUUGACUACUAAAGUCGGAGGUCUGGGAGUCAAUCUGACUGGAGCCAACAGAGUCAUUAUAUAUGACCCAGACUGGAACCCCAGCACCGAUACACAGGCUCGGGAACGGGCCUGGAGGAUUGGUCAGAAGCAGCAGGUCACCGUCUACCGGCUGCUGACUGCAGGGACCAUUGAGGAGAAAAUCUACCACAGGCAGAUCUUCAAACAGUUUCUGACCAAUCGUGUUCUGAAGGACCCAAAACAACGGCGGUUCUUUAAGUCUAACGACAUGUAUGAACUCUUCACCUUGUCUGACCCUGAUGGAGCUCAAGGAACAGAGACCAGUGCUCUAUUUGCAGGUACAGGCUCUGAUGUCAAGGUGCCCAAGAAGCCAAGGCCAGGUCACAUAGUUAACCAUGUAAACCAUGCAAAUAAACUCUCCUCAGACCAGAAUGUGACGGGUGCAUGUGGCCAACACUCCUCAGCAGACAUUCAUGCAAACACAUCCCCGUGCAGUAAAAACUUUCAGGUUACCCCAAAUCACAAUGGGGUGAAUGUUGAGCCACGUAUCGCAGUGAAAAUGCAAAACAGAGACUGGGAUGAAGCCAGGGCAUCAGUGGGAAACUCCCAGUUGCCCACUCACCGACAUGGAGACAAAGACUCUGCCCUCACCAGCCCACAGAAACACAGAGAGAAGAGGAAACACUGCGACUCGGCCGACGGAGACAAACACGAACGCGAGAGACGCAAACACCCCAGAGAUGCUCGCUUCGAAGGCCACCGUAUCUCUCACUUGGUGAAGAAAAGGAACUACAAGAAGUCGGAGAGUGAAGACAAGGGGGGACAGGAUGAGAAGAAAUCAGACGAUUAUGUCUUGGCCAAGCUCUUCAAGAAAUCUGGCAUCCACAGCGUCAUGCAGCAUGACACCAUUAUGGAGUCCUCCAACCCAGACUAUGUUCUUGUGGAGGCAGAAGCCAACAGGGUGGCCAAAGAUGCCCUGAAGGCCCUCAAGGUUUCCCGUCAGCAGUGCAGGUUGCCUUACAACCGGCCUCCUCCCCCUCCUGCAAGGAAGCGUUUCGGACAAAAGAAGAAUUCACUCCUGGUUGCACCUCCUGUUCGCUCUGGCCCUAUUCCAGACAAAUGCAAAGAUGCUGCCAUUGUUAAAAAGUCUGUGUCAAAGAAGCCUGGGAUAGGAGCACAUUUCAGUGGGGAGGGGGAAGAAGGUGACUCAAACUCUGCCUCCCUCUCCUCCUCUUCGCUGCUGGCGAAGAUGAGAGCCCGAAACCACCUCAGCCUGCCCUCCAGCCAAACGGAAGAAGCAGAGGAAGAGCAGGAGGACUCUGCUGCAGGAACCAGCACCACUCCAGCUCCGCCUACCGAGCAUGACGAGCUUUUGGUGGAUCUGCGCAACUUCAUAGCUUUCCAGGCCAACGUGGACGGACAGGCCACCACCCAGGAGGUGCUGCAGUAUUUCCAGCCAAGACUGACUCAGGAUCAGGCACCUGUCUUCAGAGAGCUGCUCAGGAGCAUCUGUGACUUCCACAGGAUGUCGGGUCAGGAGGGGGUGUGGAGGCUAAAGGAGCACUUCCGUUGAAUGAAGCACCAGCAGAAGCAGAUAAACUUCCUAACUGUGAUGUAUAUUUUAGUACUUGAAACCAACAAGUCCAUAGAGGUCAAAGAUUCUCCUUUCAUCAGCUUGUCAAAUUGACAAAAAACAAAUAAAUGUCUGACUUCAGAUCGGCUUUUUACACUGAGCUGUGAUGGACCAUAUAUUGUAAAAAAACAAUGUGCUGGUAAACUCUGUUAAACGAUUUUUAUGUCUUGAACAAAAUGGGAAACAGUGGCAGUGUCUAAUGAGUUUAGGCUUAAGUUGAAACAUUUUUUGCAAAUGCUUUUGUUUGUUUGUUUUGUACCUGGUUCUACUUGAAAGCGUCUAUUCAUGUAUUUACCUCAAAUUCAAAACAGUCAUAUCUUGACUAAUGACUUACUCAGUUAUGUGUUGUUUACUUUAAAUAUUUGUACCUCAACAGCUCCAAUUGCCAGCAUUUGCCAUAAGAUUCUGUAGUAUAUGCAGUAGUGUAUUACUGUGGGAUUUUGCAAUGACUGACUUUUCUCAACUGUAAAAAUAUGGCUUGAAAGUAAUGAUAAAAAUGAUCUACCUCCUGUUAAAAAUAAAAUAAUUGCAUAGUUCAUUUAAUAAA
This is a messenger RNA of Betta splendens (Siamese fighting fish), 4879 nucleotides long. It is a transcript of the gene ercc6, whose product is annotated as excision repair cross-complementation group 6. The record is from RefSeq and is a predicted model, not a curated record. Lineage: Eukaryota; Metazoa; Chordata; Actinopteri; Anabantiformes; Osphronemidae. Bases 1 to 4272 code for a protein of 1423 amino acids. Gene Ontology annotation, biological process: transcription-coupled nucleotide-excision repair. The transcript has 21 exons. Gene Ontology annotation, molecular function: ATP-dependent chromatin remodeler activity; ATP binding. Gene Ontology annotation, cellular component: nucleus.